Darwinula stevensoni is the source of this 366-nucleotide messenger RNA. The record is from the annotation of a GenBank genome assembly. Lineage: Eukaryota; Metazoa; Arthropoda; Ostracoda; Podocopida; Darwinulidae.
AUGAUGCCAACUUUGGCAACAGAAGCAGCAACACCAAGGCCAGUUCCUGGAGCACCAGCAGUAGCAGAUGAACCUGUUGUUCCAGUAGCAAGGAGAGCUGUGCAUCCUCAAGAAACUUCUAUUAUAGAGGACUAUAUAAAAAUACCAGAUCAAAUCACAGAUGCACUUCAAUUGCAUUUGGAAGGUGUUUUAGUAGAAGAGAUGAAGAAGAUCCAAAGAGAGAAGGAGCUCACAGACCAGACAGACAAACAAAGACAGACAGACUCCAGUCUCAUCUCCAAGCUACAGGAACUGCAAACCCCCACAUCAGAGGCAGAUGCAGGCUUUGGUCUUCCUUUUAUUUCUGUCCUAUUGGAAAAGAUCUAG